Messenger RNA from Triplophysa dalaica, 1900 nucleotides. RefSeq names its product B2 bradykinin receptor-like. The record is from RefSeq and is a predicted model, not a curated record. Lineage: Eukaryota; Metazoa; Chordata; Actinopteri; Cypriniformes; Nemacheilidae. The coding region runs from base 887 to 1900 and encodes 337 amino acids. The transcript has a single exon. Gene Ontology annotation, molecular function: bradykinin receptor activity. Gene Ontology annotation, cellular component: membrane. Gene Ontology annotation, biological process: G protein-coupled receptor signaling pathway; smooth muscle contraction; vasoconstriction.
UACUGCAUGGAAAUGUAACGCCUAUUCAAAUAUUCGGAACAUCAGGCUGUGUCGGCGCCGGUACAAUGAGAGUUUUUACAAGACUACCCACAUUACUUGCGUGUAGAUUUGGGCGGUGUUAAUCAAAUCACUCCACGAGCUGACGUCAUAUUGUGGGGGUGUGGUUACACGAGGUGUUUCAGGCAGGUCUGGGUGACCAUUCGCUUUUAGAUAAAAUACAUCUUUUGUUCCGACACUUAAAUAUUUGCAAUUUCACGUGUCUAAUACAUGCAUGGGCAACUUAUUACACACAAAAGACAAAAGAAAAACACGCACUUUCUGCGAAUGACCCCUUUAACAUAACUAAAGACACAUAUCAUCAAUUCAGGGUUGGUAAAUAUAAAAGUGCAUUAGCGUCAAGCGCAAUAAAUAUAAGUGUGAAUCAUUGACAAGAUAUCACAACACAAUGCACAUGCUGCCAAAGACAUGGCUGAGAUUAGAUGUGAUCACUGCUUUCGAUGUGCUUCUGGGUUUUCUUCACAUGAUGUGUUUUAAGAGCUGAUUACGUUUAUUCUUUCACCAAAAUCAAAUACCAGACAUCCACGGGUCACCACAGUAUCUACACAGACCUAACGACAACCAUCUGUAAGUGUUUAUCCAGAGUGUGUGUUUUAUCUGCAAAUGCACACAAGUGUGAUGUCCAUCUGUUCAUUUCACCUUCACGUCCAUUAAAACACACGUGUUCAUUGUGUCUCGCUGCUUUUCCUUUCAUCUGUCAAGGGCCUAAAGAGCGCUUGUAUAUUUCACAUCACUCAGUGUACCAGCAGGAUUCAGUAUAUAUGAGCUGAGCUUCGGUUGCUCAGAAUUGAGACUUCUGGUGCUGAACUGAAAUCCGGCCUCAGGUGUGAUGGUUUUCAACACAAGUGCGCUUGACAUGACGGAGUGUGAGCAAACGGAGGCGUGGGAUUGGUUGUAUCUGAUGCAGCCGGCGUACAUGUCCGUCAUCUGUGUCCUGGGUCUCCUCGGCAACGCCUUCGUCCUCGGUGUCUUCUGCUUUCACCGGUGCACAUGCUCCGUGGCGGACAUCUACCUGGGUAACCUCGCAGCAGCGGAUUUCCUCCUGGCGUGCUGCCUGCCCUUCUGGGUGAUCACGGUCACGCGCCGCUUCAACUGGACCUUCGGAGAGCCAAUGUGCCGUCUGGUGAGCAUUGUCAUCGCCAUGAAUCACAACUGCAGCAUCAUGUUCCUCAGUCUGGUGAGUCUGGACCGUUACCUGGUGCUGACCCGGCCCGUGUCCGUGGCCCGGUUCCGUGCCGUCUGCCGAGCCAAGUUGGCGUGUCUGGUGAUUUGGGUGGCUUCCUUCCUCCUGAGUCUCCCGGCUCUGCUGUUCCGCUCUGUGAAGUUCUUCCCAGAGUUCGAUGCUGAAGCUUGUUUCAUCGAUUAUCCUCACGGCGCCUGGAGACUCCGCUACAACGUGACGGUGAUCCUGGUGGGGUUUCUCAUUCCCGUGCCGCUGGUGUCGUUCUGCAGUUAUCACAUCAUCCGUGUGCUGAAGGACACGCGGGUCAGGAGGAGUUCGUCUUUCAGGAGCGAGCGGAGGGCGGCGCUUCUGGUCCUCGUGGUUCUGGCCGUCUUUGUUCUGUGCUGGCUGCCGUAUCAUGUUUUUAUCUUUCUGGACACGCUGUAUUACUUUGGGGUUGUGUGUGGUUGCGUGUGGAUUGACGGUUUGGACAUAGGCAACCAGCUCUCCACAUACAUGGGUUACAGCAACAGCUCGCUGAAUCCCUUUCUGUAUGUGAUCGUGGGGAAACACUUCAGACAAAGAGCUCAAAGUGUGUUUGAGAGGAUGAUAAAGCGUCAACACAUCUCUCCUGUGAUGAUGAACUCAAACGAGCGCUGCACAGAGCUCACCAGAUUCUGA